AUGGCCGAAGCGGCAAAGAAGAAUCGCGAAGUGGACAUUGUAACAGCUUAUGAGCGUAUGAAUCAGCUUCAAGCUUACUAUGAAAUUCAAGUUCUGGGAGCGCAAAAGACGCGCUGUGAUCUACUUGAAACACUUUUCGUUGAUUCACAAUGGAGCCCUGGCUUAUCAGAAGCAUUAGAAGCCAGGGACAAUACUGUGUUCACUGAAGUUUUAAACAAGAGUAUGUCUGUAAUGCGUAAGAAACAAGACGCUAAAACUAAG
Molecule: messenger RNA, 261 nt
Organism: Iphiclides podalirius (scarce swallowtail)
Lineage: Eukaryota; Metazoa; Arthropoda; Insecta; Lepidoptera; Papilionidae
Source: the annotation of a GenBank genome assembly